UAUUAAGUAAUAAAUUAUUAAAUGAUUAUAAAUCAUCUCAAAUAUUAUUAAAUGAAACUUCAGAAGAAGUGAAUAAAGAAAAUGAAGGAGUAUUAAUACAAAAUAUUGAUGUAAAAAAUAAUACUCAAUAUUCAAUAAGUGUACGUAAAAUAGAAGAUUUAUGUAAGACUCCAAAAAAAAAUGUUGCAUUAAGAGAUUUAGAAGAAGUAAAUAAUAUUAAAAUAGAAAAUAUAGAUUGCUCUCAAAGUUUUAAUUUUAAUUUAGAGACAUAUUCAGAAGAAUUAGUUUCAAAAAAUAUUAAUUUUUUACCAGAAACAUUAGCAACAUGUAAAAGUGAAUAUUUAUAUAAUGAGAAUAUAUCUGAUAAAGAAAUAAAAAAAAAAUCUAGCAAUGAUUAUAAUCAAUUAUCUAAUAUGAUUAAAUCUGAAUUAUGUUAUGAUGAAGUGAAUGAUAUGGAAGCUAUUGACAUGUUGCAUGAUUUUAAUUCUAUAAUGGAUUUUGAAGAAAAUAAAAUAAAUACAGAAUUUUUUUGUUCAACAAUGAAUGAUCCUACACAAAUUGAACAAACCAUAGAAACAUCUCAAGAUCCAGAAUUUGAUCCUCUUUUUAUUGGAAAUAAUGAAAAUUCUAAUGCAACACCAGAAAGUAUAACAAGCCAAAAAAUAAAACGCAAACGUAUUGUACUUAGCCCAAAAAUACGAAAAAAAAAAUGUCCCAAUAAUGUAAAAAAAGAGAGUGAUAUGGAGAAUGAUUUUAUAAAUAAUAUCUUAGGAGAACUAGACAUUGAAUUAUCAUCAGAAAAAGAGGAAGAUAUUGAUGAAUUAGAUGAAUUUCCUAAAGAUGCAUUAAAGAGACUAUAUAAUUUAGAAGUAAAAUUAAUGCAUGAAGUACCGGCUCAACAUAAAAUUGAACAUACAGCAGGUACAAAACCAUUAACAAAAAAAGAAAAAAAACUAUUUUUAGAACACGGACCAUUAAAAAGUGGGAUAUUUACACCUAAUGAAGAUAAAAUUAUUAAAGAUAAUUGGAAAGCAUUUUGUGAAACUCAUAAUUGGAAUUCUGAAAAUGUAAAACCAUUUCUUCAAAUGAAAAAUAAAAAUAAAUUUUAUAUAAGAACUAUGGAAGAAAGACAAAAAUUUUCUCAAUUUUUAGCAAAUGGAUUACCAUGGAGAUCACUGUAUAGUGUUUAUCAUAGAUUUAAAUACUUGUAUAAAAACCAAACAAAAAGUUUUCAAAGGUAUACAUUAACUGAAGAUAAGAAAAUUUUGUCUUGUAUGGAGAAUAAAGAAAAUGAAAAAAAACCACAUAAAAAUUUAGUAAAAUUGAGUAAAAUAUUAAAUCGUUCACAACAUUCAAUUUGGUUACGUUAUAAAUUGCUUACAGAACAGAUGAAAAAUAAUAAAAAAUCAACAUCUGAAGUAAAAUGGACAUUAUCAUUAAUUGGCAAAUUUAUAAAAACUUUUAUGCAUAUAACAUUAUGUGAAACAGUGGAAGAUUUAAAAGAUGCUAUUAUUCCAAAACCUGUUUGGCAAAAAUUAGAAGCAAAAUUAAAUAUAAAUUAUGAAAUACUAAAAAAAUUUUGGAUACAUCAAUUACAUAUGCAAUUAUUUUGUCCAGAACCUAUUUAUUUAAAUGACAUAAAAAUAAAAUUAAUUGAAUACAUAUAUGGGAAAGGAAUUUCAGACACUCGAGAAAUUGUCUGGUCAAAUGUUGCAAAAUAUUUUGAUGGAAUUACUACUAUUUUUUUAUGUAGAACAUUUCUUUAUCUAGUCCAAAAUGCUUCCAUACAAAUAGGUACAAAAUACUUUCCUGACAUUGUGCAUUAUUUAUAUCAUGAAAAAAUACAAAAUAUAAGAAAUGAAUCAAUGGAUAAAUUUCUUCCUAGACUAUCCUAUAAAGAUGGUAAAGUUAAAAUUGUAAAUGAAGAUUUGAAUGAAGAUAUCGAUAUAUAAUAAAUGAAUAUUACACAAAAAUAUUUUCAAUAUCAUAAUUUAUGAAUUUAAAAAAAAAUUUUUUGUAAUAUUUACAUUUAUUUUUAAAAUGGAAUUAAAAGGCAUUGUAAUUUAUUGAAUAAUGUUUAUAUAAUACAUGCAUUCCAAUAUUUUUUUUAUGCAAUUCAAAAAAUCCAGAAUUAAACUUUAUUUUUUUUUGAUUCCUUUUCUAAUGCUUUUUCUUUUGCUCUUUGAUAUAAAGGUACUAAUUUUCCUUCUUUAGCAAGCAUUUUGAGUAAUUCCAUUAUUAAUGGCAAAUAAUUAUGCUUUCU
Messenger RNA from Apis mellifera (honey bee), 2263 nucleotides. RefSeq lists its product as uncharacterized. Gene Ontology annotation, cellular component: nucleus. Gene Ontology annotation, biological process: regulation of transcription by RNA polymerase II. The record is from RefSeq and is a predicted model, not a curated record. Bases 414 to 1952 code for a protein of 512 amino acids. Gene Ontology annotation, molecular function: DNA-binding transcription factor activity, RNA polymerase II-specific; RNA polymerase II cis-regulatory region sequence-specific DNA binding. Lineage: Eukaryota; Metazoa; Arthropoda; Insecta; Hymenoptera; Apidae. The transcript is spliced from 7 exons.